AUGGCAUCCACUCCCAAAACUGCUUUUCCUACCUCUCAAUCGGCACCUCUAUCGCCCGCACAUGAAUAUGAUGUGCGAUCGCCCACCAACGAGGAUCCGCUGUUGCCACAAGAUCCGGUUUCGCCCACUCGACCUCGUACACGCACGUUAUCCAAGCUCAGUGUGACUGGGAGGAAGGUUUUGGCACUCGGAGGGCGAGCUAGCGUUCGCAGUACUUUUUCAAACACGUCCAGGGCGAGUCGGGGGUCCAGAAGAAGAAUGCAUGGGCGGGGGAUGAGCGGAGACUCUACUCGUUUGAGGGAAGGCGGGCGGUUGGAGUCGUUGACUAGGAGGGCGAGCGUCGACGCACUGACGCUGAAGGGACGAUGGAGGGAACUGUGCUCUACGGUCUCGACCGAGGAUAGCGAAGAGAGGGAUCAGCUUUUACUAGAACGAGCUCAGAGUCCACAUGGUCACGUCACCUCGUCCCAGAGCCUCAUGCCAGACCAGGAGGAACGGGAACGAGAGCGUACACGCAGUUUACCUCGUCCGCGUGCAAGCCUCGUGUCGUCGCCCAUUGAUGAAGACAAAACCCCGGAUUUAGACUCCUUCUCAUAUCCAUCAGUCACCAUGCCUUUAAAUAUUCGCCCAAAGGGGCAUAGGCGCGGAACCGCAUCAAAGGAAAACGCAUCACUGGAUAAAAGCCGUCUGUCGGUCGACCAGCGAGUCCGUCCCUCGCUCGAUUACAAACCUCGUCCGGGCAAGUCGCGCCCACGAACGAAGAGCGCCCCGCUCGGUGUUUCGCAACAGCGCAAGUCGGUCGAGGUUGUCGGCAUCUUGACCAACGGAAACAAUUCGGGUCGUACGACUCCUAAUUAUACACUUGGCCGAGGCGCCGGGCGGGUCGUGAUUGUGAAUUCUGCGACCACACCUAAUAACGUCAAUAAGAUGGGUACUCCGACUCGGAAAACGACACAAUCGAGUCCUGUGCCUACUGCUAUUGAUGCCGAGGCUGGAGGUCAGAUGCUGGGUCAGCCGGGUGUUAUCGUUACUGCUGCGACCCCACCUGCGCCACGACGGAGCUUGUCGAUGCCUAUUGAGGGGUUGCUGGGUGUAAUGGAAUUUGUUCCAGAGAGCUUUGAGGGCCGAAGGAAGGGAAAGAGGUCACGAAAGGAUUCUGCAAACGCUCUGAUUCCCCCGGUGCCCGAGGUUAAUGGCAAUGGUAAAGGAAAGAGAAAGGUCGAGCGGGAACCCACGGAUGCGUCGGAUACGACGGCCAAAAAGCCGAGAUUGAGCGUCGACGAGAUGGAUAUUACGUUUAUGGGCGAGCCGUUGUUUGGCGGGAAGCCCCAGCACCGACGAGGUGGUUUGGGUAGCCAAGCGUCAUCACAUCCUUCAACGUACUCCCGACACUCCCAAUCGUAUUCUCGCCAUUCGCAAUCUUACUCUCGCCAUUCUCAGUCGUACAAUGCUCCAUAUCCAUAUCCCACCCCUACUUCAUCUCCCGAGCCUGAGCACACCUCGAUUCCCAUGCAUGCCAUCUUGACCCCACGGGUCCAAUCACUCUACGGAACCGGAGCCAAACCUGACUAUUCGUCCCAACGCCAAUCUAUCAGCUCCAUCCCACGACCCAAGUCUCGCGCAUCGGCUCGAUCCAAUGCGACGGGUGCGAGGUCUUAUCGGUCCAAUAUGACGGGAGCCCGAUCGAACAAGACGAGCGCGAGUCAGCAGGGCCCAAAGCGUUGGCAAGACAAGCUACCGUUACAGGGAUGGUGUUUCUUGGUGGGAUUCGUUAUUCCGUUUGUUUGGUGGUACGCUGCGUUUUCGCGCGCCGAAAAGGGGUACUAUGGUGGAGGUAUUUGGAGCCGGGAUGUUGAGACUCAGUGGGAAGGCGUGAGGACGGACAUUCAUCGUGAUGAUGGUCGCAUAGAUGCGCAUACCUGGCGUUUCCGCUGUCGUCUAAUGACCGUCCUCUCAAUUGUGAUAUACGUUCCUGUAAUAGUGCUGGCCGCGGUGUUUGCAUGA
Rhizoctonia solani is the source of this 2004-nucleotide messenger RNA. RefSeq lists its product as uncharacterized. The transcript is spliced from 5 exons. Bases 1 to 2004 code for a protein of 667 amino acids. NCBI's taxonomy places the organism in Eukaryota, Fungi, Basidiomycota, Agaricomycetes, Cantharellales, Ceratobasidiaceae. The record is from RefSeq and is a predicted model, not a curated record.